This is a messenger RNA of Symbiodinium sp. CCMP2592, 9730 nucleotides long. The record is from the annotation of a GenBank genome assembly. Lineage: Eukaryota; Dinophyceae; Suessiales; Symbiodiniaceae.
GAAGAGCAUCAGACCGAGCUCCUGGAAUGACCUUCUGCAGAAGCCGGGCAAGUACAUCCUCGCCUACGAGCAUCACUUUGUUUCUGCUCGACACCAAGAGGAUGAGGUGUUAAUCAACAUGGGAGGUCGCACACAUGAGUUUGAGUCCUUCCAGCUCAAGCGUCAAGACCGUGCCGUUCGACGCCACCCUGCCACCGGCAAACUAUGUGUCGACAACACCCGACUCGACCAUGUGUUCGAGCUUGUUGACCAUGUCGAGCCAGCUUUGGUUGCAGACUACUCAGGUGGCAAACUUGUCCAAGAAGCUGCCGUGGAUUUUGAAGAAGUGUGGAACCAGCUUCAACUCCAGCGGCAGGAAAUGGAUGGUGUGAUUUUGCGUCAUCCUCAGCCGCAGCACAUCGCGAAUGAUCGCAACCCAGAUCUAGUAGAAGCUGCCGCGGAUUUUGAAGAAGCAUGGAACGAGCUCCAACUUCAGCGGCAGGAAACAGAUGGUGUGAUUUUGCGUUAUCCUCAGCCGCAGCGCAUCGCGAAUGAUCACAAUCCAGAUCUAGUUUCCAACAGCGACAGCGAGGAGGACGGCUUCUGGGAUCUUCGCCCGGACUGGCUCGAGCGUUUUCGAGCUCGAAGACAGCAAUCAGAGAAUCGAGAGAUGCUGCAGCAAAACGAGUUGGUUCAUCGCCAGGCCUAUAGUCUAUUGCCUGUCAGAAGAGUCAUGACCACCAACAACGUUCCAUUCGAGCAGUUUGCUUCCAGCUCAUCCAUUUCUCGGCGGCGCAUCACAAUGGAGUACUUCGGCGGUGUCCUACCAGGCUUGGUGGAUGGACAGCAGCUGGACUAUGCUGGCGGCAGUUGGAUAAGUGACGAACCUUAUCCAAGUGCUUUGGAUUUUUUCAAUAGCCAAACAGACUUUUUUCAGCAUGAAGCGGACAAGCAUGUUGCAGUGGUUGUGAAAGUCAUGCGAGAGCAUUUGGAUCUCUUGCGGACGUCGCCGUUGGCUGUGGCAUUUUUACCAGAUCCUCGUUUUCGAAACUCGAUAUCGAAGAGACUCUGGGAACGCAUCAUGUACCGAGCCAGGGCAAUCUUGGAUUUCGUGGAACAGAAACAGCACUACAUGCUCUUUGCAUUUCUGCACGCAGAGGCCAAGCAUGUAAAGGCCGGUUGCAGAAAUGCUGUGCAGGACUUGCCACACCCGAAGGAGUACGGCGGCACCGAAGAAGAGUGGCGAACGCUUGCACUGGAGCACGCUCUUCAGCUUCACCUGGAUUUAGCCUGGCAACAGAAAGAGCGCGGCGAUUUCAAGAAGGCGUCUCGCUCCGAGGACGACUACACCGGAGGGAGCCUUUCGGCAGACAUCCUCCAUGCCUUACCAGGAUUCUUCUUUUCCUUUGACUAUCUGAAGAAUUUAGCCUGUGCGUCUUCUGAAAUGAAACGCGCCGUGCAGAACCCACAGCAUUGGAACGACAGGUGCAUCUCACUCAACUCAGUCGAGUUUACUGAUGGUCUGAAGCUGAGAUCCAUGACGCGGGCCUAUAUGUCCGCUCGCACCGUGUCUUUAGAUCUGCAACAACUUCCUUUGCUAGGUCAGUUUCCAAACAGUAUGUUGCUCGAGUGGACUGGCCGGGGCCUUCCACAACUGCGCAACCUGAAAGGCUUCGAAUCCGCUGGACCGUUGCUGGGCACUGCCUUGUUCGACGUAAUCCUCCCCCCCAAUGCAGUGGGCAUGUACAUUGGCGUUCGUGACUGGGGAGAUCGAAGCCAAGGGAAGCAAUCGUUCUUCCGCUUCGAUAAUGUUUACACGGACAGUCAAAGACUUUCCUUCGCUUCGGGCGACCAGCCACCGCAGCUUCACCACAAGCCACAAAGAGUGCCUCUGCAACCUGAGCGGCAUCAUCGCGUUUUGCUUCGAUGGAAGCAAGACGUGAUGGAGCUCCUUAUCGAUGGGGUCGGAGUAACCAGUCGAGUGGACAUGAGAUGCAAAGUGGAGGAGUACGAAGGAGGCGCCGUGUUGGAUGAGCUGCUCGCGGAAUUGCCAGGAUUUUACUUUUCGUUUGACUAUCUCAAGAUGCUAGCGUCCACUUCCAAGACAAUGCUUCGCGCCGUGCGGGAUCGUCGACACUGGCAAGGCAAGCUUGUGACAAUGAACACUGAAGAAUUUCAACUUCCCAUGAAGCUGAGAUGGAUGAUGGAAGCUUACAUGUCUGCACAUGUCGUCACCAUCAACGUUCGUCAGCUCACCAUGUUUACAGUUUUUCCUCACAAUAUGCUUUUGGACUGGAGCGCGACAGGCAUGUUGGGCGGCCCUCGUCCUGCAGUUGGGCCAAACAUGACAGGGACAGGGUUUCAGUCAACUGGUCCUUUGAUGGGAAAUGCUGUAUUUGAUAUCAUUCUGCCGCCCAACACAGUUGGCAUAUAUAUUGGGGUCCGAGACUGGUGCGAUUUGCGUUCUCGGACGCAUGCCUACUGCAUGUUCACGAAUAUUUUUGAGAAUGCGCGGGCCUCCUUUGGAUUGGGAGAUCAUCCAUCUCAACCACACUUGAGUGCCCGAACAAUUCGGUUUCAACCCGACCACACCCAUCGCAUCAUCUUCCGUUGGAAUCCGAGAACGUUCCAGAUUUCGCUGGAUGGCGUGAACAUCGCUACAGCCCGCGCUCGUGAAGGAGCUUCAGCUGCGCCAUGUGCUUUGGCAAAGCUUUUUGUUUGGGUCUAUGGCCGGCCUACCAGGAACUUUGUCUUGCUUCAGUAUCGCCCAAUACCAUCUCUUGUCGACAACAACGCCACAAUCAAGUGCGUGCUUUGCAACAGGGACCACGGGCUGCAUCUGCCGCGCUGGUGUGUCUGUCCACAUUGCGACACAUGGGUUUGUUCGGUUCAUGCUGUGCACUUUCCUGAACGACUGUGCCCACGAUGUCCGAACCAGUUGAUUGAUUACGUCGGUGGAAGUACUGAAACGGAAGAGCCUUUCCGGCAUGCUGUGGACUACGUCUACAGCAGAGAGCAGAAACUGCAGAACGGCAUGACCUUUACUGCGUGGCUUCGUUUGAGCUUCCAGCGAUCCGAAGCAAUCCGUCGACAAGAGAAAAAACGCAGGGCCGAUGGAAGACAAGACGUCGAACAUUCGCAUCCCAUUGAGGUCUGCAAUCGUGCGUCUUCGUUAUUGCUGCUGUCUGUGCCGGCUGAUUUCACACAUUUGCCAAAUGUGCAGCCUGAUUGCAGCCUUUUGUGUGGUCUUCAAAAGCACGAGCGGGACAACCGAAUUCAGUUUGUGUCCGAGACCCACGUCUACUAUGUGGAUGGUGUUGCUAUGAAGACGUCCGUGACCGGCCUGGUUCACAGAUUCGCGGAAAGGUUCGACGCAGAUGCGGCAAUCGCCAAUAUGGCAAAGAGUGCACGGUGGCCACGACCUGAGUAUUCCAGGGCGCAAGACAAUGGCGUGCUGAUUCCACUAACUCCCGAUGAAAUCAAAAAGAUGUGGGCUCGGAAUGCCGCAGAGGCGGCUCACCAGGGUACAUGGAUGCACCUUCAGAUAGAAGUCUUGUUAAACGGCGGCUUUGUUGCCGGCGUCUGGCCAGAACUGACUUUGUUUGAACAGUUCGUCAGAGAGUUCCCGUGUCCUUUGCUGGCGUUUCGGUAUUACGGGUACACUGUUUCCGCAAUGUACGUGGUGUGUUUGCAUCCCGACAACGCAAACACUGGCCCUUUCUUGGACUUGGUACCGAAUCUCACCAAUGAAGUUUCCGCGAUGUUGGCGGCAUAUGGAAACACCUCAGACUUGCACUGGCAAGAGGUGUCCGGAGGGGCUGAUCCAGCUGAGGGCAUGGCUUCGCAGUCUUCGUUCUUCGCAGCCAUCGAUGCCGACAUUGCUGAGGCAGAGCGUGUCUUGGACGAAGAGGAGCUGGCGGCCAACGCACCAAAUCCGGCAGUAGAAGCAGCGGACCCGUCUCUGGAUGUGGAAGCUGCAAACGAACAGGAAGCCAUGGACUGCACAGCCUUAGCUAUACCUUGUCGGGGCCUUCCUAUGGAGGCGGUCGAGUCUGCCAAAAGAAGACGUUUGAUGCCGGGAGCAUCAACAUCCAGCAGUGCAUUCGAUGAGCUGUUCGACAUAACAAAACAGGAAGCAGUCGACCGGUCAGAGGACAUGGUUCGUUUGGCAGCCGCUGCAAUCAGUGUCUACAGAACUCGCCUGACAGACAUCUUCGUCCGUGAUUUUGUCAGUCUCAUCUGGAUCAUUGAGGGCGACAGAUACAUACGCACACACCAAGGAGUUUGCUAUUUGUAUCACAACGACGGAGCAUUCGAGCCAUACAAUGGUGUUCCUCCAGAGUCAACGUUCUACAGGUUGAAGAAAUUUUUGUUGAGAUUGGAAGGCGCAUUUCGACUCAUGUUGCCUGGUACAGAGCGCAGCGACUCGGGCAUCGUGCAAGAAAUCGCUAAACUUCUGUCAUCUUACAAUCACGAUGAGGAGUUUUUAGCCGCCUGCGAAGAUGCCGCUGUCAUGGCGGAUAUGGGAGGAGUACGCCGGAAAGGUCGAAAUGAACAAGAAGGUGAAGUCUCUCCCAAUUCUGGCUGGCCGGAAAAGGUUGCCUACAUGCUCGCUAAGGUUAUUUCGCCGCUCCAGAAAGACUUGCUUGAAGAAAGACGUCUGCUACAGUUCGUGAUCCAGUGGUGUGAUACUCCCUCGCAGCGGCAAUCUGGGUGCGCGUAUCAAGAUGUCUCUGUGAUGUAUGACACGACGCCAGAAGAGCACGCGAAGAUUGUCACGUCGUCGCCAGAGAAUAAUCUGUACAUCAGAAUUCCUUUUCCUUUGAGGCAGUCACUACCUGAUGCAGUUCUGAAGGCUGCCAGUGAGAGAUUACAGAAGUUCGUGAAGGAAACAUUCUGGUGCAAUCAGGAGUUUUACAAGUGCACACUGGCAGCCAUUGCUUUGGCCAAGCGAGGCGAAAACAUUGAUCGCUGCUUCAUUGGCGAAUCGUCAGGGGGCACGGGGCAGUCGUUGUUUAGUUGUCAUCUUGCGGCGGUUUAUGCGCAUAACCAUCAGUUCAUCGAUCCCAACAUCUUCUACAAGGAGGAAGAGCUUCGCAAGAGACUGGAACAGUUUGCGCACUGUGUCAUAGUUACCGCGCAAGAAGCUCCCGAAACGAACCGACAUUUCCAGCAAGAUCUGUAUAAGAAAUUUAUGUCGGCCGACGAGUUGGCAGGUCGGAAGCCAUAUGGUUAUGUGACGAAAAUGAUGAGAGUUAGCGGUUUCAAAAGGUUUGAAACCAACAAGAUCAUGUCAUUCAAGAAUGUUAUGGAGAAGAACUUCAACUCUAUAUACAGACGCUGCCUGGUCUGGAACCCGAAGCCCAUUUUCGUUGACGACACCGCAUUUGGAGAUGGCUACCCUGACCCGCAGGCCGACGGGAUCUUCCAAAAGGAUCCUACUCUACGCAGCUUCCUUGAAAGCGGUCCUGCCAUUGCUGCUGCCAUCGUGCAGCAGCAUGGCUUUGAAUCGCACUUCUCAAGACAGCAGUGCAUUAAAACAAUCGAGGAUUAUGCCAUGAGUGGACUCACCGAGCGCAAGGUGAGAGCGGCAUGUGGUUUGCGUCCACCGGAGGAGCCCACGGUCGAAAAGGAGCAGACCGCCCUCGUGGCCAUCCUCAAGCACAACGAUGACGAGGCUGACGAGUCUGCGGAUCAAGAGGCCACACCUUUGGCAAAAGCACACGUGGCUCUAACGAAGUUUUUGUUGACCACGAAAAAGGCCACGAUGACGAAGCCCUGGUGGUCUCGCUUUUCUAAGCCCAAGCUGGGUGUCAACCCUAAAGAAGUAACGUUGGAUGAUUUGGUCAAAGAAAACCUUCUGCUUCCAGCUGACACAAAGUCAGAGCCAGAAACAUUCAUUCCCAUGAUACCGUGUGCGAAGUCUCUGGACGAGAUUUUCGAGGUGGGAUACGACUCCGAAACUACGUGGAUACGGGAACAUCUCCAUGCCAGCAAGCUGUGGGAAGCGGUUGAAGGCAACCCGGGCCGCGGUGCGAAUGCUGAGGUGCUGCAGCAGUUCUACACACAGGUCUUGAAAAAGUUAGAGUCUGGCAAAGGUCGCAAGUCCCAGCACCAGCAUGACAUUAUUGCCGUCUGGCGUUCCUUGUCGGAGAAAUUGAGCAAGCACGAAGACUGUGCCCGCGCUGUACUGGAAAAGCUAGAGAAUCAAAUCUCUGCUGUUGCUAGUUCACAACCAGCGUCACAACAGUUAGCAACUACGCCUUCUCGACGCCGUCGCAAGAAAAUGCCAGCGACUGCCGAAGUUGAAGAUGCACCUGCAUCUGAAAGCAAUAUUGUAUCUGGAAACCCUUUCCAGAAGGACUCAGGUUUCGUUGGUAUUGAUGUGCCGUACAAGUACAAGUUAGAUGGCUUGCGUUCUCGCAGAUACGGAGAUCGCUUUUCAGUACAGAAUCUGGGCACAGCAUGGCAGGCUGUUGCGCUGCACGAGACCAUGGACCUGGACAUUGAGAACUGCUCCUUCGCGCUGCUGUAUCAGAUUAUGACAAAGUUGAAGCCGCAACACCAAGCUUGGCCACAGGUCAAAAACACACUACGUGCUUGCAGUGAACAGCGAAAAGAGAUCAUUGAGAAGAAGCUCAAGUUGAGUUUAUCGGAAGGCAAACUCCUUAUGCAGAAGGUACUCAAUGGCGGUGUGCCUCCCGACGAGCUCGCAGAGAAUGAGUUUAUACAGGAGCUGCAGCGAGCAUCGUUGUUCUGUCGCUGGGUCGCCGCCUCAACGCUGAAGGAUUUGGUUUGGACAAGUCUUUUGCGCUCCAAAGACAGACCAGAUGUCUCGGUUCUUACCUAUUUCUGGAACGUUGCAGAGGAUGUAGUGCUGGAAGCCUGGCUUGGGAAAGUGAUUCCUCUGGGAAGCAAGCAUCUCUCGCUUCACUUUGACGGCAUCAGACUGGAUCGCUCCGUUGCCCACGGUGACGUAAACUCCUUUUGUCAGAGCUGUGCCGAAGCCAUCUACAACGCUACAGACCUGCUUGUCACAAUUCGAGAAAAAGAGCAUCACAGUUUCAGUGGCUUCUUGAAGAACAUUACCGACAGUGCAGCAGUUGAGUGUCCUGAAAUUCUUUGUGAAACUGGAAACUGCAUACUGGCAGCUCUGUAUCACCUUGGUUUGCAGGAGUCGGCACUCUCUAUGGCCUCGAUGACCGAAGGGCCCGAACACGCGUUUUUCCGCAGACGCCGGCAACGAAAGUAUGUAGACGUUGCCGAGAAGCUGGAGCUCUCGAUCUAUCCCCGAAUACAACCAAGCGUUCUCAAGUCUGGGCAAAAGGUUUUGCUUCACAUUGCCUACGACGGGAAUCCACACUGUGUGGCUUUGGAAAUGCUAACAGGUACUCAAGUACGCAUUACAGACGUGAAGGUCAGCUACAACUGUUCUGCGCAACAUCUCCUGCAUAUGUUAUCGGCAGCCAGUGACCGCAAGUACAUCUUGUUUUUCCAUCUGCAGCAAAAGCCAGGUAAAAAUGCAGGCGAUGCACUAGACGAUGAUUAUGAAAGUCUGUUGGAAAGUAUGGCAGGUGGAAGCGAGGAAGAUCUUGAGGAUCGCUUCGUUUAUGACUUGGACGUUCAAGAAAAUGCCGACGAAGAUGACGAUGAUGCGUCCUUGGCCGACGAGAGCAUUACCCAAGUUGGUGAUGAGUUACUGCAAUAUUUGAAGGAUGAAGUUCAGAAGCACCUGAACGGCUGCCUUCGACGACGUGGCAAGAAAAAACAGACUGCUCGUUGUCCCUUCUGUCCGUUCCGAUCGUGGCCGAUCAGCAAGAAGGCACGAGUUCUGGAACAUGUGCGUCUCUAUCACUCACCGAGAAAACAGUUUGUUCCAAGUGGCACAAAGCAAUUGAAGCUGAUCAUUGCUCUUCAUGACUACGACCAAUGUCAGGGUCGUGAUCGAGGCAACUACCUUUAUCGGAGCAGCCGAAUUCUACGGAACACCGUCACUCCGCCACUAUCCUCGAAGCAUGUGUUGGUGGAUCGUGAGCUGAGACUCGUACUCACAGCACAAGGCCCUGAAUUCUGGAAUGUUUUGGCAGUGCAGCAGCAACCUUUGCGACGAGUUCGAAAUUUAUACUACACACAUGGCUUUGGUCAAAUCCUUUACCGAGAGAUGCUUAUUUGUAAAGCCAAGGUCUAUGCGUUUCAUGCACGCAUGAUGACGCUGUUUUCGCCAGAGACUUGCAGUUUGUUGCCGCGUCACAGCAAGCACUGGUGGCCGAUCGUGGAAGAUGUUUUUAUGUCAAAGAAGGCGAAGGAGCUUAAGUCUCACAUGCUGGACGAAAUGCUGUUCCAUGAAGAGUUCCAAGUCCUCAGCAUGGAUGCAACGCUUCGCUGCUGUCUUUCGCUUAUGGGACAGGCGCAUCCCAGAGCUCGGAGGGAAGUGAAGGACUCGGCAGUUUUCGUUGGGGACGAGGUGCUUACCUGCCGUGGCCGCAGCAACGCCGUGGUGCUACUGCAAGCAACCUCCUCGGAUGAAACUGACGUGCUGGUGCAAACUCUUGCUGAGCACUUACAUCCGAAAGCCCUGGCUCAGAUUCAGUUUCUCUCAGUGGACAACCCGUCACAGAAGCUUUUCCGGGAGGCGAAAACUAUCUGUCCAAAUCUGCAGCUGCUGGCACUCGAUCCAACGCACCUUGCCAUGACAUGCGAGUAUGCAUCAAGCAGAAAACGCACGGCGGCAACCAAAUGUUUGCGUUUGAUCCUCCGCAAACUUACUGCGCGCGACAAUCUUUCGGCUGCUACAUGGGGGCCUGUCUUCACCGGCAGUAACGCCAAACCUCUUACCCGUGAAGAAGAAAAGGCUCACAAUCAGAUUGAAGACAAGAGCAUGCGUAAGGUGCAGGCAGAAAGCAUUUUGCAGAACCUGGAUCCUGCGAAGCCGUUUCUGCUACGCUUGGACUGGAUUCAAGCUCUCGCGGCGUUGGCAUCCGUUCAUCGCAGCGAGAUGGACAGACUCGCUCCGGGCCCGAACAGGAAGAUCUACCAGUUGCUGCACACAGCUUCGGCGCCGAACAGAUCAGGUUGGUAUUUCAACAAUCUCAUCAUGCGGCACCUGCUUUCAGCGGAGCGGCUGUCGAUGAUGCCCAUUGGCACAAGCAGCAAUGAAGCGCUCCAUCACGAAAUCAAUAAUUGGUUUCGGGAGACGCAGAAACUUCAUAAGGCCACGUUGACGCUGAAGCUUGAAAUAAUGAAUCGUGAGUAUGAUAAGCAGAACGCUAUAGUCUGCCUGGGCACUGAGAACAGCAGCCAAGAAAGCUCAGAUCACGGAAGAAAGCUGUUGCUGGGCCCCCUGGAGUGGGAUGAGGCAGCAGUGACCCGGAGUAUGAGCAAGGACGAUUGGAAGAGCUCAGAUCACGGAGGGAAGCUGUUGCUGGGUCCCCUGGAGUGGGAUGUGGCAGCAGUGACCCGGAGUAUGAGCAAGGACGAUUGGAGGAGCUCAGAUCACGGAGGGAAGCUGUUGCUGGGUCCCCUGGAGUGGGAUGGGGCAGCAGUGACCCGGAGUAUGAGCAAGGACGAUUGGAGGAGCUCAGAUCACGGAGGGAAGCUGUUGCUGGGUCCCCUGGAGUGGGAUGGGGCAGCAGUGACCCGGAGUAUGAGCAAGGACGAUUGGAGGAGCUCAGAUCACGGAGGGAAGCUGUUGCUGGGUCCCCUGGAGUGGGAUGGGGCAGCAGUGACCCGGAGUAUGAGCAAGGACGAUUGA